Molecule: messenger RNA, 4270 nt
Organism: Branchiostoma floridae (Florida lancelet)
Lineage: Eukaryota; Metazoa; Chordata; Leptocardii; Amphioxiformes; Branchiostomatidae
Exons: 22
Coding region: 50-2719 (889 amino acids)
Biological process (GO): regulation of proteolysis; proteasome-mediated ubiquitin-dependent protein catabolic process
Cellular component (GO): cytoplasm
Molecular function (GO): ubiquitin protein ligase binding
Source: RefSeq, a predicted model, not a curated record
UAUUUAAAAAUGCUCCCACAAUUCCAUUUCCAGACGGAGGUCAUCCAAGAUGGCGGACGAAAAUGCAUUUUACGGGACCUGGAUAAUUGAGCAAUGUGUGUCGCUUUCUGGACGGGUGGAACCGACUGGUAUCGAGGGGACGGAGUUUAAGCUGGAUGAAAAUGGCGAUGUCAUCUGGAAAGUUUCGGAUGAUGCGGAGCCCAUGCCUUUCUUCUCCUGCGAGGCAUAUGAGGUUAUACUGGGUGACCCUGCAGUACUGAGGUAUGGGGGAACAUCAACUGGUGAUGUUAUAGCAUUCAAGGCUGACUUUCCUGGAGAGUUACCAGGUGACCACAUGGUUCUGACAUAUGAGAAGUCCUUCAUUUUACAAUGUAGAAAGAUGUCCCCAUCAGACCAAGGUCCAGAUUCUCCUUACUCCCUUCUAAGUGCCCUGGAGGAGGGGUAUUUCUCAGAUGUGUCAGUCAAGGCAGAUGAUGGGACUGAUUUCAAAAUCCACAAAAUCAUAGCUGGGAGUGUGUGCCCCUCUGUGGACUGGACCAAGUCCCCCUGCCCGCUGACGGGACAGUCCAAAGAUGUGAUCUACACGGUGCUACACUACGUGUACUGUGAGUCCCUACCCAGCGACCUGACCGAGGAUGUGGCCAAGCUGUGUGUCCGAGUGGCUGGCAAGAUCGCUGGGCUGGAGAAGUUUGUGGAGAUGUGUCAGACGUUUGUAGAUAACUCAGCACUCAAACAACAAAUCAUUGGGCUGAUAACAGACGUGCACACCUGCGCUGACCGUAUUAUUGAGAUCUUUACUGGACGACAACAGGGAGUGGGGGGGCUGGGUGACACUAACGGCCUCCCCGCUCAGUCUCACCUGGCAGACCCUGCUAAACUCUGCUACGCUGUGAAGCAGGCAUUACGAGAGGCUGCAGUUGCUGGCACCAAGGUACUGCUGAUGUGUGACAUCUUCAACAAGAGGAAGUGGGAACUGUCCAGACAAGAGAGACAUGAUAUCAUCAAGUAUGCACACUCUAGAUUACCCAUCUUCCUGGAGCAGCUGCAGAAGCUGUUACGUGUGGUGAGGAAUCAGCUGGGAUGUCUGACCACCAGGAACCUACAGGACAUCGCUGUGUACCUGGUGCCAGAGAUUGACCAAAGUUUCCAGCAGCUGUCCUCUGUCAUCUGUGAUGCCAAGGGUGCGGUUGAACAGGCACUGACGGCAGCUAACAAGGACGACCACCACAAACACAAGAAAAAUGCAGGGGACUUCAUAGGAAGGACUCUGAAGAAUGCUCUCCACAUGAAAGAACUGAUGAAGCUGAGACGUGUCCAUGACAGGAUCACCUCUGGACUCAUGGUGCUCAUCAACAAAAGGGAACACUUUGACCAGAUGACUCAAGAGGAGAAAACUAGGUCUGUUGUACGAAGUCUGGAGCAGUGUAUAGAAGAGGUACCAGUAAUAGUGCGCAGUACAGAAGAGCUUGCCCGAACCCUGGAUGAGAGGAUAACAUGGCGAGAAUGGAAGUACAUCUUCAAGCUGGGAACUUCAGAACUGUCCUGGGCUCUCAGUAAGAUGGCCACCCAGCGCUCCUCCAUAGAACCCUUCCUCCAGUCAGCAUGUGAGCUGGUCCACAGAGACCCAUUUACUCAGACCCUAAUCCAGCUGAGUCUCCUGGGGCAGCCGUGUAAGGAGGAGGAAAGUAGUUCCGACAGUCCCGGCAAGAAGUCCUCAGCCAGCCCUGUGGCAGUCAGGAGUAAAACUACAACCCAAGUAAAUUAUAAGCUGAGUUGUGUGGAGUCCCUGACGGUGCCCCCCUCCCCCAAGGACAGUCACCUGGCCAGGCGCAUGGGAGACGUGCUGCACACCAGGAGACUGGCAGACAUGACCUUCCAUGUCAUCUACCCACAGGAUGUGUCAGACCUGGUGAUUGACCACUCAGCGGGCGGGCUGAUGUCCCGUACAGACGACACGCCCGAGGUGGAGGAGAUCCACGCACACCGCGUCAUCGUGGCCGCUCGCUGUGAUUGGUUCCGCAGGGCUCUGCUUAGUGGCAUGAAGGAAGCCAUUGACAGACGGAUCACGGUGCAUGACACCAGCCCUGCCCUGUUCCGCCUGUUCCUGGAGUACCUGUAUGUAGGGAACCUGGCCACAGACACACUCACACUGGACCAGCUCGCAGACAUGACCGCACUCAGCGACAGAUAUGAGGUUGACAGUUUGAAGAGGCUGUGUGAAGGUGCUCUACAGGCCCAUCUAGAGGAGGAUACUGCACUGUUUCUCCUGGGCCUGGCUGACCAGUUUGGGGCCACUUCCCUCAAGAGUACAGUGAUGGACUUCAUCCUGGACCAUCCCAAUGCAGUGGAGGACAUCGAAGUGUUCAGUGAGCUGCCAGAACAGCUGCAGGAGGAGGUGGAGGACAUGUUGGCAUGGAGUGGGCAUGUAGGCCCUUUUGGAACAGCCCAUCCGACAGCUGCACCCCCCUCCCACCUGAGUGGAACAGCCCUGGAAGACAUGGCCUGUGCCCUCAGUAUAUCUGAUGAAGAAGCAGGAGGAACUGAUGAGACGACCUCGUCUGACCUCAGCAUGACAGAAGACAGAGUCAGGCUGGACGCGUGCCUCUCGGCGCUCCGAGACAUCGUUGGCGAUGACGUUCCACAAGAGGAGCUCGUCCGUGUUUCACUUGCUGCUGAUUACGAUGUCAACAGGGCGCUGAAUUUCUUCUUCUCGUCGUAGCAGAACUGAGUGGUUGUUGUAUAGCGCAAUGUUGUUUGUUAUAAACUACAUUAUUGUUGUUAAGGAUCUCUUGAUCAUGUACAUUUGUAACCAAAAGUAAGCAUCUGUAUUGGAAGAGUUGCGAAGACUGACCGUGUCAAAAUGUAAUGUUUGAAGUCGAAGACAAUUUUGUAUGUUGCAGGAUGAUGUUACCCAGAGAUUUUGUCGUAAUAGAAUUCACACUACCAAAUUCUAAGAAGAUGGCAACUGAUAUUCUGUAUCUGGCUUUUUCUCAUCUCCCUUGCGCAAAGAUGACCACUUGUCAAUUUUGGAGAAUCUUCCUUCAAUGCCAUAGACCAAAUCUAGGUGUUGGACAUCAAUUUUUUCAAACAAAUCACUUCUCUUUCAAUUUGAACUUGCCUAGAUGUUAGUUCAUCAAGAAGGUUUUACAUUAGGUACCUUACAGAUAAACAAGCCAGUUAUACCACAACAAUGUCUGUUCCAAAGAAUUCUACCAGAUGCUCCUGAACUUUAGAAUACCCAGGAAACAAUAAACGUAGUUGUUUGAUUUUCUGUGAGAUGUUGCUCUCAGAACUGCAAUCGUUUCACUACAACACUUCCAACCACUGAUGACUACAAAUGUGUGCUUCUGUAUCCAGUGUAGCUCUGAUGCAGAAGAGAUAUUGUAUAGUACAUUAUUAUGUAAACUGUGAAUGGUUUUCAAUGUGAACAACAACACAAUGCAAACUUGCCUGUACAACAGCUACAAUACUGUAGGGACCUCCUUAAUUUUAUAUAAGGAGCUAAAGGCAAAGGGGAAACAAGUUGAUUACAAGUAGAUGAUACAAGUGAAUUAUUAAGAAUCUAUUUAAUUUAGGAGAAAGUGCCAUUCAAUCUAAAAUGAUGUGGUUAAAGAUAUGUCUUUUUUUAUUUCUUUUGAUGUUUUUUUCAUCAAUCAUGUAGAGUAUGUUAUUCUCAGUGCUGCAUGUCUAUGCUGGGAUAUGGCUUGUUUAUAGAUUAUGUGGGUCUGUCUGUUAUUUUGCUGGUGUAUGGUGCUUGUAUAUGUAGUGAUAGCAGAGCUAUCAUAUAUUCAUAUAUCAUGAAAAUGGUAGUCUAUUUAUUUCUCCAAUUUACUGAGAUGUAUUUGCAUGUGGGGCAAACAGUUUUGCACUUUCCAACAUGGGCACUGUAGAUCUUGUUAACUUGCCUAUCAGAGAAACUUGCCUAUCAGAGUUGUGAACAUGUCACAGUCAAUCUCAGGGGUAGAUGUGUUGGCAUGUGAUGGGGGGUAUGACAGCUACUGGGGGCUAAAAUCAUGGUAGUUUUAAUUUUACUGAUUCUCACUGCAAGACAGUGAGAAGGCUGGGAUUAUGAGACAUUUAGAAUGCCUACACUGUCAUAAAUGUCAGACUCUUGCUGUUCUGUACCUCCUUCUGGAUUUGUACUGAUAGAUGCACUAGCUAUUCCUCUGUAAUGUGACAGGAAUCCCAGGAUGGAAGCAGCUUCAGAGUUCUCUGGUGUUUUAACCAGAGUUCCGUAGAAUUCAUUAGAUCUACAUCAGAUCUAUGUUAG